This is a messenger RNA of Bombus pyrosoma, 1696 nucleotides long. It is a transcript of the gene Ubc10, whose product is annotated as ubiquitin-conjugating enzyme E2 L3. The record is from RefSeq and is a predicted model, not a curated record. The transcript has 4 exons. The coding region runs from base 213 to 692 and encodes 159 amino acids. NCBI's taxonomy places the organism in Eukaryota, Metazoa, Arthropoda, Insecta, Hymenoptera, Apidae.
CUAACAGUAAAUAAUCUACAUUUGUAUUGAUGAGAAAUUAGUGCCGUAAAACAAAAUCUAACAAAAGGGAAUUUAUAGUGUUUUGUUUGAUGUUCGUUUACGAAAGACUUCCAUAAAAAAAUACUAGGGUAUUUUCGAAGACAGAAUAGCUGUGAAGCCAUCACCAAGGAACUUGACAAGUUUUACUACUUUUAGUGAAAUUUAUUUUCAAAAUGGCAGCUACGAGAAGAUUGCAAAAGGAACUUGGUGAUUUAAGAGCUUCGGCAAUGAAAAAUUUUACAAAUAUUCAAGUAGAUGAGUCGAAUAUUCUCACUUGGCAAGGUCUCAUACUACCGGAUAAUCCACCAUAUAAUAAAGGAGCAUUUCGCAUUGAAAUAAACUUUCCCGCAGAGUAUCCUUUUAAGCCUCCAAAGAUAAAUUUUAAAACAAAAAUAUAUCAUCCAAAUGUGGAUGAGAAAGGGCAAGUGUGCUUACCAAUUAUAAGUGCUGAAAACUGGAAACCAGCUACAAAAACAGACCAAGUUGUACAAGCUCUGAUAGCAUUAGUAAAUGAUCCAGAACCAGAGCAUCCUUUAAGGGCAGAUCUUGCAGAAGAAUUUUUAAAGGAUAGAAAAAAGUUUUUAAAAAAUGCGGAAGAGUUCACAAAAAAGCAUGCAGAAAAAAGGCGGGAAUCGUCAUCUUCUAACGAAUAACCACGAGUGACCAAUUUUACUCACCAUGAUGCCUGCCACUCGUCAGCUAAUUUAAUUCAAACCACGAUAGACUUCUCUGUUACAUGAAAAGCAAGUUGAAUAAGAUACAUGUGUACAGUAUUGGUUAACUACUGACAAUGAUAUUAAUAUGUGCAAAUUGUAAUGUUUAUAAAGUGGAUAAACAAAUUUUUCAGAGCAAAGUAAAAAUAUAAUAAACUAACUGUAUGAUAUUGUAUACAAUUUGUAUUUUGAAGUUGUUAUAUGGAUAUGCGAUCCAUAUGAUUUUAAGAAGCAUAAAAAACAUCACCUGCUCUUUUUUCUGUUGAAAGCAAAGCAAUUAUAGUUUAUUGUGACAAAUAUGACAUUAUAGAGUAAUGUAUUUACCUUCAAUGUUAAAAAAUUACAAACAUGUUAACUCUUCAAAUUAUGGAUAAAUUUUGAUUCAGAUCAAUCAAAUCCACAAACAUUAAAUAAUUAUUACAAAUGUACAUAAAAUAUUUGUAAUUGUUAAAUUGAUCGUAUUGGUACUGUAAUCGUGUUUCGAUUUUAAGUUUGAUUGAAAGUACUUUUCUUAAUGUUAUCUUGAGAAUAUAAUUUUAUCUUCUAAUAGAAAAGAUUAAUAAGUAACUUGAUCUUUCACUUCCAUUUACAAUUGAAUUACUUUCCGUGUAUAUCUAUCUUUUAUAGUAAUAUUACCCUAUUAAACAGUAAAAAAUUAAAUUAAUAUCUUCAUUGUUUCGUUAUUUUAUGUGGCAUAUGACACUGUAUAAUAAUUCAACUGUAAAUUCUGAAAUAUCAAUAUUAGCAUUUAAACAAUUUUAAAUAUAUCUUACCUCACUGAUUACAUGCGUAUAUAAUAAAGAGAUACUAUUGUAUUGAACGCAUUCGUGACGUGAUCCACUACACAUAACAUGUGCGGUAUCAACGGAUCACAUCAUCGUGACAUGUGUUAAUUUGACAAGAAAUGUUAGAAAAUGGAAUAAAAAGGGAUUGGACAGAAUUAA